UUAGUUCUUUGGGUAAAGGCAUCAGCAGUCUCAACUAAAACAGGAUCAACUACAAUCAGCUCUCUCAGUCUUUCUAUUAUGUGUGAAAGGGAGCACUAGAACCUGAGGAAGGAUUUGAACACAGCAGGACAACAACUUAACUCUGAUGUGUAGUGGUAUGCUCUUCUUUUUGAAUUGGUUUUAGCACAUCAUAUAUAUACCAGGACUUUAUAUUUUACUGUAUAAUACACAUCAUGGGGUCUGAGUCAAGCAAAGAUAAGAUGUAUUGCAACAGAUAUUUAAAUGGCACUGGACCUCCAACACUGGCUAACCAAGAAACAGUUAAAAAUGGAACAAUCAAAAUAAACUCUAAAAUAGUAAGUGGAAACCAACCGGACGGACGGAUGUCAAUAAUGCACCUGAGGAGGAAUGUGGAAGGAUAUCCAAACUAUGAUACCAUACAGAUGAACUUUGAAUUUGAAGAUGGAAUACAAACGGAGGAGCAUCCUAAUCCAGGGCAGAAAUACUACGGGCUUAAAACAGUGGCCUUUGUGCCUUACAACCAUGAAGGAAUAAAGGUAUACCGUCUGCUAGAGGAAGCAUUCCAAUACAAGCUGCUGUUUACAGUGGUGACUACUAGUACCGGAGAAGAACGAGUUACCUUUUCUGACAUUCCUUUAAAAACCAAAGAGAGUGGUGGGCAUGACAGCUUCAGCUACCCCGACCCGAAGUAUCUGAAAACAGUGACGAAGAUCCUGAACUUGAAAGGGAUCAAAUGAGAAGGAAAGCUGAACGAUGAACAAUUUUCCAGCAUAAUAUAUAAACUGUGUGAACAAUUUUAUUGUGAAAAGUGACUUUCUUUAUUUUGUGUAUAUGUGCAGACAUUACAUUCACAGCCAGUCAACAGACACCUGGUAUUUAUCAUGUUUUGUAACAGCAUAGUCAUUAUCAAUGCCACCAACCGAGCAAAAUGAUAGAGAAUGUAUUAAAAAUAAGGAAACUUAAAUAUAUAUUGAAUUUAUGAACUGGUUUGCUCUCAGAUUCUAAUGGAACUUUCAAUGAGUGCUUUGGUAAAGGCAGAUGCACUUGGAUGGUCAAUUUAUUAAAUCUAUAGAUAAGACACUUACACACUGAUAGUAAAAAUUGUAUAAUAAUAAUAAUUUUUGAUGUAAUACAAGUGGACUUUUUAAUUAUAAUAGAGACAGAUUAUUCCAACAAAGUUAAUGUAUUUUUUAAUUUAUUAAUUCUGUUUAAAGUUUUAGAUUAUUCACAUUAUUAAAAAAAUAGGCCAUUUAAACAAAAAUAUCAAAAUAUAGGGUGCUCUUUUGACUGGCAGUGUUCAUGGAAAGUAUUAAAGGAACUUGGAUUAUGUUUGCGACAGAUGGCAUUUACUGUGAGAUAUUUUGUUAUGUAGUCUGGAAUGUUGUUGAACAACUGUCUACUUGACAAGAGAUAAGAAUGCAGAGAGAUUGCACUGUACUAUAUGGCUAGCAAGUUAUUUUAGUCUCCAUUGAUAUCUUUUAGAAUCUCUCUUCCUGUAGAUCUUUUUUUUUCAUUAUGUCUGUUAGUAUUUAUCUAGCUUACAAAUUAUUGUUUGUACAAGCUUAGCAGAUGACAUGUUUGUAAUAUUGUAUUUCAUUUGUAUAGUG
This is a messenger RNA of Hemibagrus wyckioides, 1628 nucleotides long. RefSeq names its product deltex E3 ubiquitin ligase 3L a (gene dtx3la). Gene Ontology annotation, biological process: Notch signaling pathway; protein ubiquitination. Bases 234 to 758 code for a protein of 174 amino acids. The record is from RefSeq and is a predicted model, not a curated record. NCBI's taxonomy places the organism in Eukaryota, Metazoa, Chordata, Actinopteri, Siluriformes, Bagridae. The transcript is spliced from 4 exons.